GUGGGGCACACAGAGCUGGAGUCCCUGUGCUGUGUGAGUCCUGAGGGCUGUGGCCGUGCUCCAGCUGACGUCCUGAGCAGGCAGCGUGGUAAUAAAAGGUGAUAGCUGCACCUGCUCACAGUUAUUCAGCUUUACAGUCACCAUAAUGGUGACAACCUUGGCCUCUUUAUUUAUUGCGUGUUAAUAAGCCCAAGCCAAAAUCCAUUAAUUACCAGUAAUGAUGUUUGGGUUGGACUUCCAACCCUUGCCAAUUCACCCUGGGAGCAGAGCAGGGCUUUUCCCAGCUCAUGUUUCCACAAUAAAACUUCCAAAUGUUGUGCUGCUGUUGCCAGUGGGGACUGCUGCCCUUUGCCAUAGGGCUAAGCUGGCAGAACCAGUGGCUGCACCGAGCUGUGAUCUUCCUGGCCAGACCCCUGUCACAGGCACAGGUGAGUGAAAUGGAAAGGGGAAGCCUCACUGAAGGGUGCCCAGCAGUGACGUGGUGCUGCCCAGGGCCAUGGGGCUAUGACAGCUGCUGUCCUAUAAUACCCACUGCCUGGUACCUGAGAAUACUUGCAUCCCUUCUGCUGCUUCUGGAUGUUCAUUAGAUGCCUCACUGAGCUGUCCUUAAUGUCACCCAGAGCAGAGGACUUCUGGGCAGAGGCUUAAUGCCCAUUGCUUGAGUGUGCCCAUUGCUUGAACGUCUACUGCUUUCCUAUCAGGCUGAUGCAUCUUGUCCUGCUGUUGUACCGCUGUAUAAGCCUCCAGUGCUCGUUAAAUCCCUUGUUACAGCUCUAUCAGGACAAAUCACUUUUAUUUUUAUACUGAGAUGAGGCGGGCAUAGCUGCAAAGCCUGGAGGGAUGAAGUGCAGGUGGCUCCUGCUGGGUGGGCACGCAUGGCCAAGCUGCUAGCAAGGCAUGGUGACCUUUCACUAAGAGUCCCUAGCAAGUUAGGAUGCUGGGGACGCCUCCAUUAACCUCUUGAUGUUUUAAUUUUAGGAUUUCACAUCAGUUUUCCUGGUGCGCUGGGGUCACUUUGGGGUUUGAGCGCGCUUGUUUGGCGGGUGCCAAGCUCAUACACUUGUUUACUGGGGGAACUCGAGCCGAGCAGGUGGCAGCAUCUGAACGCAGCCUCUGUGCCCUGUGCUAAUCACAGUGAAUGUCACAGCACGGCCGGGCUGCUCGCUGCACAGCGAUCGGGUAACACAGCACAACCCAGUUCAGGAGGGCACGUGCAGCUCCUGCAGGAGUGCUUUGGUGAGUGCUGUUGUGCCCAUGGGGCCGGAGCAAAGAGUCUUCAGGUUAGCGGGAUGCUGGUGGUUCCCCUGCUGCCUUCUGGAGGUGGCGCUGCUCACCCACAGCUCUGAGCAUGGAGCUGAGCCUUUCUAUACGUUCUGAUGGGGUAGUGGCUCCUGUAGGGUUCUGUGUGGUAUGUUUCCAUCUCAUACAGCAUCUGGUCGAGAUGCUGUAUGAACAACACGUAUGGGAGAUUGGGAGCAUGUGCAAGGUAGGGGUGAGCCUGGCCAAGCCCUUUAGUGGACCUGAAUUGCUUUUAUAGUGCUGCAGAGCAACACUUCUGGUCUGGGAGCUCCAUUUCAAGUGCUGCAGCCCACGCUUGAUUUUCAGGUGACAAAGGAGUGUGUGCUAUGCAAGAAAAUGAAGGGAGUGGGGGGAUGGUUAAUGCUCUGCUUACCUUUCACUACUUUUUUUUGGGUGUGUUUUUCAUUAAGCUUGAAAGCAGUUUCUUAUCGCGGCUGUAUCCAGGGGCCCUCCAGGCAUGAGUUAAAGCAAGACAAAUAUCUGGCACGAGCUCUGUUUUUUCCUUCUCUUCUCCCCAGGCAAAAAGAAUCAUACAGGUGUAGUGCAGUCGUUUGAGGAGGAUUUAGGGCACUGAGAACUGUGCAGCAUUUUGUCUGCUGGCUGCUUCUUGCAAGAGGCUUUUAUGUAGGGCUGUGAUUAAGAAGAAUGCGUGUGUGUUGGAGGAGUGCACAGGACUUUUCCCAGGGCCCUUUAUAGUUGUCCUCCAUGUCCUCUGGUGUCAAGUGAGAUGCCAGCUCUUCCUUUGCUAUGGUCUGGCCCAGAGGGACCUUUGGGAAGCCUUGGCAGGUGGAGGGACAUGGGUUUUUGUGCCACUUGGUGCCCUCCUGGCAGCAGAGUUGGGCCUGGCUCUUUAAGUCCAGUGAUGCAGAGACAUCCUGCGGGGGGCCAGCUUUGCUGUGGCAGAGCUGUGGGGUAAGGAGGAAAGCAGAUGCGCUGCUCAAGUCACCUGUUUCAUGUGGUCAUCUUGUUUCAGGCCAGUGAAGAUGCUGCAGUAGAUUACAGAUUUGCUCUUGCCUCGUUCUAUGGCUCUACAUGGCCUCAGCAGGACCACAACACAAUAACCUGGGUCCCAGGCAGGAGGAGAGCUUUGGCCUCAGGACCGAGCCCCCUCCAGCAGAGCGAGAACAACAGCGCCAAGUGUGGUGCCUCACCCCUCAGCAGCAGGCAAAACCCAUCUGGACUUUGGAAGGGCAGCACAUGGAUGCCCACCAGGAUCGUAUCCCGCUGCCCUCAGGGAUCCUUUUACAACAAUCCUGCUUCUUGUACCCUCCAUCACCGUGCCCGUCGCAUCCAAGUGAAAGUGCCCAGCCCUGCCCAGAGCUGUGUGGGAGCACGCUGCUCUAUCAGCGCUCCUGUCUGAAAGCCAAACCCUACCACUUUCCUUUCCAGACCUCCCAGGACACCAGCUCUGUCCCGGGAAGGGCAAUGUCUUCCUUGCUGAUGGAGCCCUUCCUGCCACCUGCACUACCUGAGGAGCAUGCAGGGUCUGGGCUGAAAGGCUCUGCCCGCUGCUUGGGCUCAGCUUGCCCUCAGCAGGCUUCCAGCUCCUGCAGACCAGUGCUCCACAGCCACUCUUUCCUACAGCCAAGCAGUGCUAAAGUGCCUUUGCUGCAGUCACCAGGAGUAAAGAAGCUGAAGAACACCCCCAGUUUUCCCAUCAUCACAUGGCCACACUCCAAGGCUGAUGGAGACUGCUUUUUCCGUAGCCCUGCAGUGCAAAGCAGUGACCAGGAACAAACCUCUAUCUCCUCACUGACCCUUGUGCCCAGCAGUGUGACCCUCAGGAAUAAGCAAUGCUCUUGGCCACUGGGGGAUGCUGAUAGGAAGGUGCACAGCUUGUGUGAGGCCGAGCCCAAGAUCAGUCUCACAGCAGCUGUGCAGCAGCUGGUUGGACAGACUGCCACCUGCAGUGGCUUUGGACAUGAAGUCAAAAGCUCUGGCCUUAGGAAUGCGGGCACCCUGUCCAAUAGGGACAGGUCGGGGCAUCACAUCACAGCACAACUCACACCAGAGGAAACCAUUGCUCCCCUGAACUUGGAGAUGGGCAGCCAUUGCCUUAAUGGUGACUCAAGCCUUAUAGGCACCGAUGGUGCUGUCGUCUGCACUAAACGGGUCAGUGUUCAUCUGCAGGCCUCCCGUGCCAGCUCUCCCAGCCUCAGUUCCAACUGCCAGCUCACAGGCACAACGACCCUGCAUAGCAGUGAGCAGGGAGCCGGAGCGGAGCCUCCACAGCUUGCUGCCAUCUCUGAAGUGGCCACUCAGAUGUCCAGCAUCCAACUGGAAGAAAAGGAGAAGUGUGCCUAUGCGGUGCUCCCAAAAAAGCCUAAGAAACGUUUCGAGUGCCUGUCCCAGCCCACUGAAGAUCAGGAGAAAGUGCUCAAACCAGCUCUUGUCUGCAGUUUAUUCCCUAACGUGCUUCCAACCAUCUACUUCAGUACUCGAGAUGAGAGAGUGGAAAAACUGCCUUUGGAGCAGAGGAAGCUGCUGCGAUGGAAAAUGUGCGCGGUCACGCCGGAUAUCGUGAAGGAAACCAUUAAGAGAUCUCACUUCAAAGUCAGCGAAAAAAGCUAUGACUGGCUGGGUUGUUGGGGCCAGCACAUGAAGUCCCCUGGCUUCAGAGCCAUCAGGGAGCACCAGAAGCUAAACCACUUCCCUGGUUCAUUUCAAAUUGGGAGAAAGGACUGUCUGUGGCGCAACCUGUUGAAGAUGCGAACUCGUUGUGGGAAGAAGGAGUUUAAUUUCUUCCCCCAGUCCUUCAUCCUGCCCCAGGACAUCAAAUUACUCAGGAAAGCAUGGAAGGAAGGAGCUAACCACCAGAGAUGGAUUGUGAAACCACCGGCAUCAGCAAGAGGCGUCGGCAUCCAGGUUAUCCACAAAUGGAACCAGCUGCCUAAAAGGAGGCCACUGCUUGUACAGAGGUAUUUGCACAAACCCUACCUCAUUGAUGGGAGGAAGUUUGACCUGAGGAUUUACGUGUAUGUCACUUGUUAUGAUCCCCUCAGAGUCUACAUGUUUGAGGAUGGAUUGGUUCGCUUCGCCAGCUGCAAGUACUCCUCCUCAAUGAAGAGCCUCAGCAACAAGUUUGUGCACUUGACCAAUUACAGCGUGAACAAGAAAAACGCCAAGUACAAAUCCAACUUGGAUGAGACUGCGACUGCGUGCCAGGGACACAAGUGGUCGCUCAAAGCUCUAUGGAAUUACCUGAAACAGAAAGGAGUUAACAGCGAGGCCAUCUGGGAGAAGAUUAAGGACAUCGUUAUCAAAACCAUAAUUGCAUCUGAGCCGUAUGUGAACAGCCUGAUGAAGAUGUAUGUGCGGCGGCCAUACUGUUGCCAUGAGCUCUUUGGGUUUGAUAUCAUGCUGGAUGAAAACCUCAAGCCCUGGAUCUUAGAGGUCAACAUUUCCCCAAGCCUUCACUCCAGCUCCCCUCUGGACGUGAGCAUCAAGGGCCAGAUGAUCCGGGACCUGCUUAACCUUGCUGGCUUUGUUCUGCCCAGCGCAGACAGCGUAGCCUUAAGUCCUGAUUCCACCUGCAGUCGGGGCAAUGCUUUGAAGGGGAAAACCAGACCACGCUCUGAGUGUUUCACAGCAGAGAAGUUGAAGAAGGCCUAUUACUUGACACAGAAGGUACCUGACCAGGAUUUUUAUUCUUCUGUCUUGGACUUCCUGACCCCGGAUGAUGUUCGUAUCCUGGUGGAAACAGAAGAUGAGUAUUCCCGGCGUGGGCAGUUUCAGAGGGUGUUUCCCACUCACAUCUCCAUGCGCUACCUGCACUUCUUCGAGCAGCCUCGGUACUUCAACAUCCUGGUGACCCAGUGGGAGCUCAAGUACUACUUGAAUAAACACAAAGGUCUGGAACUACUGAAGAAAUGGUGUGUCAAAGGCUACCACAAUGGGGCAGGGACGGAUUUGGCCCAGAUGUGGUCGUUGCCAAAGUCCUUCUUCCUCCAGAAAAGCAGCGGUCAAUCAAAUGGCUUCAGUAAACUGGAACUGGACAGGCUGGGCAACUUUCUGUCACCAAACAAUGGAGACCUCGUGAGAUGCCUGGAGCCCAGCCCUGCUCAGAGCUUACCUCUCAACAAAUGCACUGCUGGAGCUGACCAGAAACCUGAUGGCUGCCUCUCAGGCACCGCUGCCCUGGUGCAGUGAGCAGGCAGCUGCCUUCCCUCCCUGGGGACACCUCAACCUACCUCAAAGGAAGAGACAGAAGCUGGUUCUGGAGCACAAGUCCUGUGGAGCUCCCUGCACUGCACUCUUGCCCGUGGGCUGGUCCUGGAGAGAGCCGUGUGAUUCAGUUUUUAGAAAUGCCAAAACCUGGCCAAGUUGGAUUUGUUACUGUUGUUCAGGCCUGAUGCGGUGAUGGUUUCCUUGUUGGUGUAGGAUUUGGAUGAGCUGGGAGGCAGCUCCCUCUCUCCUUCCCUCACCAGUAUGGGUUGAACCCCUCCUUGCCUGUGUUGCUUUGCACUAACCCUGAGCCCCAGAGAGCCGGCAAAGUUGUCUGCUCUUCUCUUACUGCAGGCCAAGGCAGGGGAGGACCAGCUACCACUCUGCUGUUCUGGAAGGAGCAGGGCUUGGGCCUUUCAGCCCAUGGGUUUUUAUUCUGAGUACUUGUGCCCGCAUCCUCUGGCUUCUGCCCACUACUGGGGAGGGAGCAGCCCUUCACUGCAGUUGGCUCUGCGGUGCUCUGCAGUGUGCACACUGGAGAUGGGUGCUACUCUCCUGUUCUAUUUUUCCCCUUCGUUUCUCAAGAUGUUUCCAUUAAACUUUUGCACAUAGCU
Molecule: messenger RNA, 6077 nt
Organism: Coturnix japonica (Japanese quail)
Lineage: Eukaryota; Metazoa; Chordata; Aves; Galliformes; Phasianidae
Source: RefSeq, a predicted model, not a curated record